UUGGAGUAGUGAGAUCGUGGUACGUGAUCGAAAGUCGCAGUUGUCUUUCAAGGGGAUAAGUGAUCGCGUUCUAGUUACCGAGGACAUGCUUAGAGGGAAUUACAGUGUGGGCCGGAACGGAAAUUACCCCAGCUCUAGCACAGGGGCAUCAACUUCAUCAUCAUUCACUCUUUCUCCGGGAACCUCUAUCAGCCGUGGUAAUGGGAAUACGAGCCGGGGCAGCCCCUCGAGGUCAUCAGUCCAACAGAAAUACAGUGGCAGCAGCAGUGCCUUUGUCCCAACGCUUAAUGCCAUCACGACCAGUCAGGACUUGCAAUGGAUGGUACAGCCCACAGUUAUCCCAACAACAUCCUCUUCAUCUCAGUUCUCCCGUCCAUGUUCAUAUAGUCAUUUGGCAACAGCCAGUGUCAAUAGACUUCGGUGUGACAUCCCGAGUGCCUCUACCUCCUUUACUGUGCGAAGAAAGCAGGAUGAACAUUUAAGCCCUGAGGAAGCAGAACGAAGAAGAGUGAGACGAGAAAGAAACAAAAUUGCAGCUGCUAAAUGUCGAAACAGAAGACGAGAACUGACAGAAUAUCUACAAAGUGAAACUGAAAAACUGGAAGACCAAAAGACCAACCUACAGAAAGAGAUUGCAGAGUUGAAAAAGCAGAAGGAUAGGCUGCAGCUUAUUUUGGAAGCCCAUAAACCCAUCUGCAAGGUGCCGGAGGACUCAGACUCUGACAGUGAUGUGCCAACCUUUUCAAUACAGCCAGUCAUUUCCAUCAAACAGGAACCAUCCGAUGAAGAAGGGCCCUCCACUUCUGCUUCCAUUAUCCCAAAAUCGCAGAAGACAGUGUCAAGACCUGUGCCCACAAUUAGCAUUAAUACUACCAACAUUGAACAGGAAUCACUCCAUACCCCAACACUGAUCACCACUCCAUCAGUAACACCCUUCACAACUAGUAUAGUGUUUGCAUAUCCUAUCACACCUCUCUGUGACACAGAUAUCACUGCUGCUGAGUCUCCUAAUCAGGUCAGCUUUGGCUCCAAAGAACCUUGUUCCAUUGCUCACCGCAGAAGUAGCAGCAGCGGUGACCUUUCAUCAGACUCUCUCAACUCACCGACCUUGCUUGCACUUUAGGAUCCUACCACAUUCUCCUGAGUAAACACUGCUUCUGUUUGGAUCACAAUACAAGUCUAUCAUUAAGACUGACAUUACAGGGGUUUGUAAAUGAGCUGUGCAAAGUACUGUCUAGUAAUGCUGGCUAAAAGCCAGUUAUGGGCAUGUGGUAGAUGUAGAUUAAACAAAAUAAUUUAAGCAAACUGAUAAACGUUAGAGAAUUUUAGUGGUCUACUUUCAUUGAAGUACUUUGUGAUGGUAGAAAGACAUCACUGAGUAUCUUGCCCAUCUGCUUUUAAGAGGUUAUUAAGUAGCUGGUAUAAAUAAUAAUAAGGAAUCACAUAUUGUUUCUAGAGCAGAAAAGACUGCAAAAAUACAGAUAACACAUUUAAAAAUACAUACAAACAUGAUCACACAAUUAACUGAUGAGCCUUUUUGUAUGAACAUUUUCAUACGUCAAUUUACUGCUGCUAGUAGCACAGUUAGUUUUGUACUGCCUUUUAAUUGUGUCUGACACACUGUUAACUAUUUAAUACACAAUGGUCUGAGUUUAUAGUAGUUACAAUUUACAUUUCUGAAGCAAUGCAUCUAGGAUCAUAAUGUAAACUGUAUCGAAUGGAAUUUUUAAAAUGAUACAGGCAGCAAGUUUACAAAAUAGAAAUACACAGAGUUAAGUCCAGAACAAAAGAAUGAUUCAUUGCAAACUAACACAGAUUUUCUAGAAAAAGGCACGUUCCCCAUGGAUUUCCAGCUAAAUAAUUUCAAAAAUCCUGUGUAAGCUAGUCUAAAGGUUCCAUUUUGAAAUUGCGAAUCUUAGGAAUGCAAAAUUUCCUCUAGUUAAAAAAGAAAAUUCAGAGUAUAAUGUUCAUGCUAUGUUUACACUGGGGAAAUGCCCCGCAAACAGGGGCCAAAGCACACUUCAUCUCCAUAAUUAAUAUAAUCAUCUCUAAAAUCUUGAUAUCUUGGAAAUGAGAAUUUCCCUGCAUUUUUUCCAGAACCAGUAGAAACAGGGGGGCAUUGCAAUUUAUUUAUAAAUAGGUUGCAGGUCAGAUUCAUUUCCCAUAACAUCUUGAAUUCAUUUAGAACUGCAAUACUACAGCAGGCAUUUAGUAGUUUGAGGUUUUCAACAGCUCCAAAUGACUUUUUUUCCUCAAAUUAUUACCUUUAGUAAUUGCUAGUGUCCCACUACCACCUUACUGGGUUCAAGGAGACUGCAUACCAGGAAUGAAGUCUGUAUGUAAUCCUGUCGUGCACUGCUAGGAUUUCUGCCCAUGAUGUUGGAGAUCUGCAUUAAUUAAAGGAUCUAUGACCAAAGAGGGACUUAGAUGGAGAAGAAUGGGACUUGUGUAAUGAUUUGUCAUCGCCCCUUAUGAGACUUGGGAGACAAAGAUGCUCUAUGCCAAGGCAAACAUCUGAAUGAAUGUAAACUGCUCCCCGCUGAUUUAGCCCUAAUGAGUUACAGACAUAGAAUACAAAGCAGUACAUAUGGCUGUGUCUGUGACCAGUACAUGGCUUUAUAGUUCCUUAUUUGUGGCUUAGUUUGUUACAGAACUAAUAGAGUUAGUCUGUAACUGAUACAAUGCACUAAAUGUGACAUAAUCACAAAACAUCUGUAGGAUAUGUAGGUUGGUUCAUCAUGUCUUGCAAGCAUUUUUGAAGAUAUGUUCAAAGUAAGUCAAUAUUGUUUGAGAAUGACCAAAAUCCUGAAGGUUAAUGAAAGUAGCCUCUGGAGGUAGUAAAAAUAUUUGACUGGGUUAAUAAUUUUAAAGGAUUCAUUCAACUGCAAUAAAUUAUUAAAAGGGAUGGGGGUAUUUCAUAUAGAACCUCAUGGUGUUCUUCUAGGUGGAAUAGGAUGUACUUUGUUUGCCUGCCUUGAUACAAAUCUAUACCUUUCUGUGAAUUAAAAGUGUUCUGGCCCUUUUUGUUAGGAGCGCAUCUAAAUAUCUCCAAAUAGAGGAAACUGCAGUUUAGUAAGCUGUUACAUAUUGUGCUUACCAGAAUGCAGGUAAUAUUUGUUCUGUUGGGCUAGCAAAGGAUACACUAUUUAGCCACAUGUAUUUAUGUACUUGGUCCAUAUCUUCCAACCAGCAUGCAAGUUUGUUAAAAGAGGUUUACCUGUUAAAACUCAUCCAGUUCUUUUGUCACUUUUCCUUCUUCUAGACUUUCACUUGUCUGGUCUUCUGUCUUCUGUUACUGAGCUGCACUAAAGUGAUGGUUUAAGCAGGACUUGAACUCACAGCAGCUGAAGUAAAUAUUGCCAGGAUGCUGCUAGUCCUCUCCCCAUAUUUUCAGCACUGUUAGUAUUUUGUUGUGUUCAUCAAGGAGUUUCUGACAUUCUACUGUUGAAUGAAGGAGCAGAAUAGAUUUCUGUUCUGUUUUUAAAUUGCUUUAUAAACCUGUUUAUAUAAGUAUGUUCUUCUUGUAAAAAUGUUAUGGCUGGUACAUGUAUGUAUUGCAUGUUAACUAUAUUGAACGAUGGAUGACUGGAUCCUUCUAAAGGUCACAGUGCACUUUGAGGUCAAAAGACCAAAACUGUAAUAUCUGAAUACAAACCAUGUUCUUCAAGACAUAAACUGACAAAAUGAUGAUGUUGUAAAGACCAUAGAAACUUAUGGUAUAGCUUAGGGGAACUGUGUGAAUGCAAUAUGUCUCAGUGUGUCUUUGCAGUAUGUUCUUAAAUAAGUGAAAUAUCUUCCAGUACUGAUGUAUGUGUUUAGAUGAGAUAUCCAUGUCAUACUGACACUCAAAAAACAAUAUGCCGAAGAGCACAUUGUGUAUCGGGCAUUAGAGAGCGGAAGUUACCUGUACAACACAGUACCCAGUAGAGAAAAGUGGCAACUAGCUUCUGUUGCAAAUUAAAGAGAAACUGCUGAGCUAGUCAGGUUGUAGUGACUACUGUGGAAAAGCUGAAUUAGAGUUUCCAGUGUACAGUAAGUUUUAACAGUAUGCGCUGCCUUUAUGUUUACACUUUAAAGAUUAUGAUUCGUGGAGAACUCAAACAUUCCAUUUCCUGCACCAUGGCAGCUUCUGCAGUGUAGUUCAUGCUAACGAAACUUAAAAGACCUGAUCUGGUGGAAACCAUCAUUAGCCUAAAUGGAACAGAUUUUGUCAAAUAAGUAGAAAAAAAUGGAAGCUUUGGCUUCCACACUCAUUAGAAAUAAAUUGUCAAAGAUUAAACACAAAGCCAACACAUCCAGAAAAAAAUGCUAUACAUCCAUAUUUGUAAUCAACAUUUUUGCAACAGUGACUGAAUUUUAACUUUUUAUCCCCUCUUUAAGAUGCAAGAAUACCAGACAUAAUUCCCAGAAUGAAAACAAAGCUUUUAUUUUUGUCUUCAUGUCCUUACAUCUCUACAAAACACCCACAUGCUCUCUGACACAUGAAGCAUGCAGUUCAGUAAAGAUGAUCUUUCAUACAGGAGGAAAGAUAGCAACUUUCUGGCCAGUAUUCUAAAUGGUAGUUUCCUUUUAAAGAGCUUUAUAGAGCGGUGACUAAAAGGCUUGACUUGGAAAAAUCACUUAUUUUGCUACUAUGAUGUCACUGUGUGACCUGAAUCUGAUUAUGAAUGUACCAGCAUUUUAAAGCUUUUUAUUUAUUCUUGAAAUUGGAAAUAUUUUUAUAAAAAUGUAUUUUUACAUAGAAAGUAUUGUAAUGUUGUUAUUAUGUCUUGUAUGUACUGAACUAUGAAAAUAUGUUACAGAUAAAGUGAAAUCU
Protopterus annectens (West African lungfish) is the source of this 4816-nucleotide messenger RNA. Its product is annotated as fos-related antigen 2-like. Gene Ontology annotation, cellular component: nucleus. Lineage: Eukaryota; Metazoa; Chordata; Ceratodontiformes; Protopteridae. Bases 86 to 1123 code for a protein of 345 amino acids. The record is from RefSeq and is a predicted model, not a curated record. Gene Ontology annotation, molecular function: RNA polymerase II cis-regulatory region sequence-specific DNA binding; DNA-binding transcription factor activity, RNA polymerase II-specific. Gene Ontology annotation, biological process: regulation of transcription by RNA polymerase II. The transcript is spliced from 4 exons.